AUGAUAAGCGCUUAUCGAUUUAAUUAUGAACAUUUGCCAAAAGAGGUAAAGCUUAAUUCUUUUAAUGCCGAGAGAGGCCUAAUUUAUAAUGAGAUCAUUCGCUUAUUAAAGGAUUUUGAAAUGAGGUAAUUAAACGUGUUUAUGUUAGUUCUUCUAAGCAUUGGUUUCCAAUAAUGAAUUUGCUGUAAAGAUUCAAAUAAAUUUACUCUUUUUUGAAUGAAGAAAGAUAGGAGCUUGCAGAGUUGAUUCUUUCAAGGUUAGGAGGAUUGAAAUCUUCUGUAGGACUUCAGAAUGGAUUUAGCCUUGUUUGCACCAUUAUUUAAAAUAAGCAAAAAUAUCUGUCUUUAAAAGUUGAUUGGAGAUAUUGGCAUUAAUAUUUAUAAGAUAAGUUUAUGACAAAUAAANUACUAUAAAAUAGUAAAUGUUUUGAAGAUAUUAAUUAUUUAAUAUUUAAAGUGAAUGAAUUGACAAGAUUAUAAACAGCCAUAAAAAUUGAUAGAGUGAUUUAGAAAUUGAUUUCAUAAAUCAAUUAAUAUAUUUCUAUAAUUGGGAAAACUAUAUUUCCAAAUAAGAUUGAUAUCUAAUAAAUUUUGGAUAACAAAAAUAUUAUAAGAAAAUAAGAUUUGUAUGGACAUCCAUUAAUGUUACAUGCUAGAUUGUAUAUGAAAGAAAAACUAUAUUUCUUAAAGAAAUAUGAAAAGGAUUUAGAAAUGGAUGUUUAUUAUGAAGACAUUUUAUUAGAUUUUAUUUAUACAAAUAAAAGAACAGGAAAUAAAGCAUUAAUUUGA
Messenger RNA from Paramecium sonneborni, 788 nucleotides. The record is from the annotation of a GenBank genome assembly. Lineage: Eukaryota; Ciliophora; Oligohymenophorea; Peniculida; Parameciidae.